This is a messenger RNA of Ziziphus jujuba (common jujube), 2848 nucleotides long. RefSeq names its product transcription factor MYB56. The coding region runs from base 913 to 2100 and encodes 395 amino acids. The record is from RefSeq and is a predicted model, not a curated record. Gene Ontology annotation, cellular component: nucleus. The transcript is spliced from 3 exons. Gene Ontology annotation, biological process: regulation of DNA-templated transcription. Gene Ontology annotation, molecular function: RNA polymerase II cis-regulatory region sequence-specific DNA binding; DNA-binding transcription factor activity, RNA polymerase II-specific. NCBI's taxonomy places the organism in Eukaryota, Viridiplantae, Streptophyta, Magnoliopsida, Rosales, Rhamnaceae.
GAGGGAGAGAGAGCAUUAAGGACAGGUGUUGGAGGUGAUGCUUAAGACUCAGGUCCUUUUAUUUUCCGUUCCUUUGAAAAAAGCAAAAACGUUUUCAUAAAGAGACAAACAGAUUCUGGUUUGCUCCAAAGCCCGAGAAAGAAAGAGAUAGAGAAAGAGCGAAAAGAGAGACAAAGCAAGCCAAACACCAAGACCAAGAUCAAGCAUAUGUGUUUUAGAAGAGAAAGAGACUAUCUCUCUGUAUAUAUCUCUCUCUCUCUCUCACCACCCACACGAGCGGUUCUCGAUUUGCAUGAACCAGCAGAGACUUUCCUAGAAACAGAGAGAGAGAGAGAGAUAAAAAAUAAGAAAGAAAAAAGAAAAACAUUUUCUUUUUUAUAAUUAUUAUUAUUUUUUUGUUUUCAAAGUGAGAGAAAGAUCAGUCUCAAAAUAAGGACCCUGACCUCAUUUUUCCCUUUCUCUCAAACAGUGAGGUCUGAGAGAGAAAGGGAAUGAAUGAACCGUGUGUGGGGUUUUUUCUCUUUUUCUUAAUUUGCUUUCUUUUUCAGUGGUGAAAAAACCCAUUCUGUUUUCUGUUCCUCCACCCCUCCUUGUUUUUAAAAACGUUUAUUUGUUUCCUCUGCUUCUUCUCAACCCCACACCAUUUUUCUCUCAUUUUUUUCUUUUCUUUUCUUUUCUCUCCCUUUCUGUUCGGCCAAACAGCAUAUCAUUCUCUAGGUAAAAGGGUGAAGAACUUGGGGAAAAAAAUGCAGCUCAGCUUCUUGUUUUGCUUGUGGCAUUAUUGAACUUUGUCUGUUAGGGAAAGAUUCAUUUUUGAGCUUUUCUAAAGUUCUGUUUCUUUUCCAUCUAUUGGGUUUUAUUUAUUUAUUUAUUUUUAUUUUUGUUUUUAUUUUUUCUGGGGUUCCAAACACAAUGAGUUUUCAAUAUCUGAAGAGUGACAGUGAAGAUUUUAGUGGGUAUAAUCAUCAAAACAUGAACACUCUGCCACCACCAUGCCCAUCUCCCUCACAGCUCUCUCUCUCUAACACCACCUUUGGUGGGGUUAUGGGUCUACCAGAGGAAAAAGAUUCUAGGAGUUCUGAAAUGGGGUUUCGGAUUUUGAGCUCCCCAUCAAAGCAAAACAGGAAACCGUGGGGUUUUCAGACAUUGGAAAACAGGGGAGCGAAAAGAAACAAUAUUGGUGUAAAUGAUCAGGAGGAAGAGUUCUUGGAAGCUGAUAAAAAGGAGCUGUCUUUGAAACUUGCUGAAGAUCCAGAAGGAAAAAGCUCUGCUUCAGGGAAAGCUGCUGGGCAUACAAAGCUUUGUGCUAGAGGACAUUGGAGACCAGCUGAGGAUUCAAAGCUCAGAGAGCUUGUGGCCCAGUAUGGUCCUCAAAACUGGAACUUAAUAGCUGAGAAUCUUGAAGGCAGAUCAGGAAAAAGUUGCAGAUUGAGAUGGUUUAACCAGCUAGAUCCAAGGAUAAACAGAAGGGCUUUCAGUGAGGAAGAAGAGGAGAGGCUUUUAGUUGCUCACAGACUCUAUGGUAACAAAUGGGCCAUGAUUGCUAGGCUUUUCCCUGGUAGAACAGACAACGCUGUUAAGAACCAUUGGCAUGUGAUAAUGGCCAGAAAACACAGAGAACAGUCCAGUGUUUACAAGAGAAGGAAACCCCCCUGUUCUUCUUCUUCUAAUCCCCUGCCUAAAGGAUUUGACGUGGCUUUCCAAAACAAUGCUGGUAGUGAAUCAACAAUCUCAAGCACCAUUGAUGACCAAUCUGCUUCAACAUGCACUGAUCUUUCCCUUACUCCUUCAUUAAAUAGAGUCCCUCUUGGAUUUUUCACCAAGUUUCCAUAUGGAUCACAGAUGGGUUUAGGUGAUUUGGAUUUUGACAAAUUGAUUGGAGGAGGAAAUGGGUUAUACCAAACAGGACCUAUGGGAGGUGUAGCAAUGGUGGGUGUGGACCAAACUGGUCAAUCAGAUUCAAAUUCAGAAGUUUCUGCAGCUGAAUCAGUUGCAACCAAUAAGAGCAACAUCACAGCGUUUGGGGAAAAUGAGAACAAGAAGAAGGAGAAGAUCAGUAGUGUGGCCUUCAUUGACUUCCUGGGAGUAGGAGCUAAUUAAGAAGAAAAAAAAAGAAAUAGUGGCUUUUCCUUUAGCAAGGCACUCAAAGGUAGAAGUUGGAAAAAAAAAAAAAUAGAAGAGAGGAAGAUCAACCAUAAUUUAGAGCCAAAAAAAAAAGAAAAAAAGAAAAAAAGAAGAAAGUGAAGUCUGCAGAGAGGUCGAUUUCUACAGGCUUUGAUGUACAGUUUGAUCCAUAAAAGGGCGAAAAAAAAGUAAAGUAAAAUAGGUUUAAAAAAAAAAAGAAAAAAGAAAAGCAUAGAGGAGGGGAGAGAAAGAUUGAGUUUGAAAAUAAUAAUGGAAAAAUGUUUUUGGAGUUAUCCGGCUGCAGAAGCACUUUGUUAUUCUCUCCCUCCGUGAUGUUUAUGGCGUUUUGUAAAAGAGCAAAGCCAAAGUUGAUUGUAUGAGAUAGAUAGAGAGAGAGAGAGAGAGAGAGAGAGAGAGAGAGAGAGACCAUUACUGACUCAAUGAAAUGAAAGCUACUGCCCAUCUUUGAUGACUUUUCAAAAUACUGCAUGUCGUUGUAGGGUGUUUAUUUUGACCAUGUUUUGCAUAUGCCUCUCUCUUUCUUUCUCUCUCUCACUUUAUUUGUCUCUCUCAUAAUCAAUAUGCUUCUUUAAUUUUUGUGUGUGUUAGAGAUGGUGGAUUUUUUUGUUUUAGCCCAACUCUUCUACCAUUAAUUAAUGAGUUUGGGAUGUAUGGCAGCAUCUGAAGAAUAUCUAUAAAUAUAGGUACAAUGUCAUUUAGUUUA